Molecule: messenger RNA, 4873 nt
Organism: Morone saxatilis (striped sea-bass)
Lineage: Eukaryota; Metazoa; Chordata; Actinopteri; Moronidae
Gene: casz1
Product: castor zinc finger 1
Exons: 17
Coding region: 395-4858 (1487 amino acids)
Biological process (GO): positive regulation of transcription by RNA polymerase II; regulation of neuron differentiation
Cellular component (GO): nucleus
Molecular function (GO): DNA-binding transcription factor activity, RNA polymerase II-specific; RNA polymerase II transcription regulatory region sequence-specific DNA binding
Source: RefSeq, a predicted model, not a curated record
UCAGACAACAUCACCAACAGCUUGGUCUGUGCGUGUGUGUGUGUAUGGAGGCAAAGCAGAGAGUGAGAGAGAGAGGCAGCGCACGAGAGCCAGAGAGAGAGCGACACAGAGAGCGACACAGAGAGUGAGAGAGAGAGCAGUGAAGGGGGAGUCUCCGUAUUCUUUCACCUACCCCCCGUCAAACCACAGGAAGGAGGGGCCAGACCCUAAGCUGCCAAUCAAAUCCGCUCGUGGCAGCCGGCAUUAUCUCAGCAACAAACUAUUGACAGAUUACAUGUCAAGGAGUUUAGUGCAUGAUUGAAGGAAGCCUUUUUUUAUCUAGUUACUUUUCCGCUUUAUUUCCCCUUCCACCAACCAACAUUCGAAUGACUUUCUAACAGAGUUGAGUAAUAUUAUGAAAGUUACAUGUCUGAGAGGAUUUAACUUCGACUUCCCUGAAUAUGCUGAAAGGAGUUUAUGCACUGAAACGACCUCAGGAAAAUCCAAGAUGGCCGCCAAAAGGAAAGGUGGCCUAAAACUCAAUGCUAUCUGUGCCAAGCUGAGCCGCCAGGUGGUGUUCGACAGCAGCUCCCAGAAUGCAGAGGGAGACCAGAGUGUAGCAGACAACAGCGAGCGUGGCAGUUCCCACUACGAUGACAAUGAGACCAACUUCCCUGAGAGCCUGAGCCUGACUCAGAGCCUAGAGGAGGACCAGAAGAGACGCGAGGCCAUCGAAAAGUGGGUCAACGGUGAGUACGGCGACGAGCCGCCAGUUCCUGAUGAUGAACAGGAGCAAGAACUCAAAGUCAGCACUGACGAAGAUGCCCCUCCUGAGGGCGUGUACAUGGUACAGCCCAAAGGCUGCAGUGAUGAUGAAGAGGAGGCUGAGCCUGUGGCAAGGUCUCGGGAUGGUAGUUUCCAUGACAACAAAGAAGUUGAAGACAGGCCUUCAAAAGAUGACACCUACAUGCCGCCAAGUGAGGCCCAGAGUCGCCAACCACCUUUCUCCUCUCCAGGAGAAGCAUCUGCCCUGCGAGACUAUGCAGCCAACACCAUGAAUGAAUUUUUGGGAAUGUUCGGUUAUGAUGACCAGCAGGUAAGGGAUGAGCUGACCAAGAAGAUCAGCUUUGAGAAGCUCAAAGCCGCUACCUCAGACCCUUCAUCCCUCAGCAGUGAGGAGGCCUCACGGCGUGCCCGCUUCUCUAAGUACGAAGAGUACAUUCGCAAGCUAAAAGCCGGCGAGACUUUACCUUGGCCCAUUCAUGCUUCCCCACCCAAACCAGACGACCUCAACUCAAAACUGGCCCAAGACAAGAGCGCUACCAUGCUCCAGACCUCCGGGUGCCUCCCAGGGGCCGAGGCACAGAUCUACCCCUCCAGCCUGGACCACAAACAGCCAGGAGGACCUCAGCUUGGCACUUCUCAGCCACCAAAUCCCGCUCACAUCCAGAACAUGGUGUCCCGAGCCUCCAAGUAUGACUUCUUCAUUCAGAAGCUGAAGAUGGGCGAGAGUCUACAGCAGCAGAACGGUAAUGCUUACAAGCGACCCUCCAAGUAUGACUUAGAAAAUGUCAAGUUUCUGCACCUCUUCAAGCCUGGUGAAGGCAACCCUGACAUGGGCGGUGCCAUCGCCUUUAAGACUGGCAAAGUGGGCCGUCCUUCGAAGUAUGACGUCAGAACAAUUCAGAAGCUAAUGCCAGGAAAUCCUGAGGCCUCACUGAUGCCCAAUGUCCUCGCUACAGCACCAGGGAACCCAGGAGCUCCUGGUGUCCCCACCGUAGCCGCAACUGGGGCCAGCAUCGCCCCAGGGCUCACAAUGGACCAGACGGGACACAUAAGCUUCAACGCCUCUGACUACCUGAAGUCCAGCUUUUCCAAGACUGACUCCAUCACCACGGGGACUGUGUCCUCUGUUAAGAAUGGCCUGCCACCAGAUAAACCCGCCAGCGACGACAUCAACCUCUACCAGAAAUAUAUUGCCAGGUUCUCUGGAAGUCAACACUGUGGACAUGUGCACUGUGCAUACCAGUACAGAGAGCAUUACCACUGCAUGGACCCUGAGUGUAACUACCAGGUGAGCAGGUUUACCAGUAAGCAGGAUGUAAUCAGGCACUACAACAUGCACAAGAAGAGGGACAACUCCCUGCAGCAUGGCUUCAUGCGCUUCAGCCCUCUGGACGACUGCAGUGUCUACUACCAUGGCUGCCACCUCAAUGGAAAAAGCACCCAUUACCACUGCAUGCAGGUGGGCUGCAGCAAGGUGUACACCAGCACCUCAGAUGUCAUGACCCACGAAAACUUCCACAAAAAAAAUGCCCAGCUGAUCAACGAUGGCUUCCAGAGAUUUCGCGCCACCGAGGACUGUGGCACAGUCGGGUGUCAAUUCUACGGGCAGAAGACUACACACUUCCACUGCAGGCGCCCAGGCUGCACAUUCACCUUCAAGAACAAGUGUGACAUUGAGAAGCACAAGAGCUACCACAUCAAGGAUGAUGCCUAUGCCAAAGAUGGCUUCAAGAAGUUCUAUAAGUAUGAGGAGUGCAAGUACGAGGGCUGCGUGUACAGCAAAGCUACCAACCACUUCCACUGCAUCCGCUCAGGCUGCGGCUUCACUUUUACCUCCACCAGCCAGAUGACCUCCCACAAGCGCAAACACGAGCGCCGGCACAUCCGCUCCUCUGGUGUCAUGGGCCUCUCUUCCACCUUCCUUGCCCCGAAGGAUGAGCCAGAGGAAUCGAGCAAUGAUGACCUGAUGGACUUCUCGACCAUCAGCAGCAAGAACUCCAGCCUGAGUGCCUCGCCUACGACCCAGCAGUCCACCACUGUACCGCACCUGUUGGCCACACCCACCACUGUUGUCUCUUCCUCCUCUACAUCAGGCCACACCCUCAAACCUGCCCCCUCGCUGCCCAGUGCGGGCCAGCGUAUGUCCAGCCUGCUGUCCCAGGCCCUGCCCAGCAACAUGCCAGUGGCCCUUGCUCUUUCCAACAGUGCCCUGGCAACCUCCAACCCGUUCUUCCCCCUCAUGCCCAGGCUGCCUCUCCAACCACCUCCACCGGCCGCAAGCCUGAUAUCAGCCGUAUCCUCUGGGGCCCACUCCAUGCCCACCGACUCACUGACCCAAGGAUGCUCCACAGUGGGGGCAGAUGGAGCCAUGGCAUCUACCCCAACCUCCUUCGCCACCUCCUCCAUCAUGGAGAAGAUCUCGGCAAGCAAAGGUCUAAUAUCACCCAUGAUGGCCAGACUGGCAGCUGCGGCCCUGAAGCCCUCCAACAACCCAGACAUAGGGAAUGGGCAGCCGGCUUCAGUCAGCCAGUUCAAUCUGGUUCAAGUGAAGCAGGAGCCAGUGGACGCCAAUUCUGGGGCUUCCCAAGACUCCACGCAGGAGCACAGCCUGGACCUGAGCAAAAAAGAACACAGUAAUGAAUCAAACGGACACCCUGUACCAGGGAAUACAUCUCUUUUAUCCUCGCUUAUGAAUAAGAUGUCACAGGUGAACCCUGCCCUGUUCAACGCCAUGAACCUGAAGACAGAGCUGGAGGCAGGCCAGGGCGGCAACACCUCGGAGACGGCGCAGUAUCUGAACAGAGUCCUGAAGAGACCCAUGCCAGAAAAACCCACUGAGAUCUGGAGGACAUAUCUCCGCAGGUUUGACACGGAUGACUUCUGUGAGGCUCAGUGUGACUUCCUUCAGAAGGUGCACUUUCAUUGCUUGGUAGAGGACUGUGGAGCACUCUUCAGCACCGUAGAUGGGGCCAUAAAACAUGCUAACUUCCACCUCCGAGCCACCUUGAAAGUGAAGUCGGAGCCUCAGUUCGGUGAGGGCAAAGACUCGGGUGAGGGAGCCCCGCUGCACCCUGCUGCACCCGUCUCUAUGGCCAACAAUCCUUCCAUGGAUGUGGCACACCUCACCUCCUCUGGUGGAUACAGCUCUCCUCCUCCCUCCCUGCUGGCCUGGAAGCAACUGACUGGCAGCAUCCCUCAGAUGCCGGCCUCGAUGCCCAACCUGCCAGCCAACUCCCCUUUGGCCACCACCUCUCUGGAGAAUGCUAAGCCACAAGUCAAACCUGGUUUCCUGCAGUUCCAAGAAAAUGAUCCCUGUUUGGCUACUGACUGUAAAUACUCAAACAAGUUCCAUUUCCACUGCUUGUUUGGGAAUUGCAAGUAUGUGUGCAAGACGUCUGGCAAGGCUGAGUCCCACUGUUUGGACCACAUCAACCCAAACAAUAACCUGGUCAACGUCCGUGACCAGUUUUCCUACUACUCUCUCCAGUGUCUAUGUCCCAACCAGCACUGCGAGUUCAGAAUGAGAGGCCACUAUCACUGUCUGCGGCCUGGCUGCUACUUUGUCACUAACAUCACCACCAAGCUGCCGUGGCAUGUCAAGAAGCACGAGAAGGCGGAGCGCCGUGCUGCCAAUGGAUUCAAAUAUUUCACCAAGAGGGAGGAAUGUGGGAGGCUUGGUUGUAAGUAUAACCAAGUCAACAGCCACUUCCACUGCAUCCGCGAGGGUUGCCAGUUCUCCUUCCUGCUCAAGCACCAGAUGACCUCACACGCACGCAAACACAUGAGGCGGAUGCUGGGCAAGAACUUUGACAGAGUCCCAUCCCAGGUGAUGCCGCUGAGUCAGAGGGGAGAUGAGAUGCAGCAUGCAUCCGGUAUGAUGUCCGGGUCUGUAGCGAACCAGCCUGGUAUGAACUCCAGCUUCUCCUCCAACAUCAUGGAUGAGACUGAUGAGUACAUGGACUACAUGGGAGGAGGGGGCAGCCCAUUGGGCCUCUCCUCCGAGUCCUCCAACCAGGACCGGAGCUGCACCAGCACACCUGUAGGCAACGAUGGCUCUCCAGCAGGUGAGAACAUGUUUAAAAAAAAGACCUGACAGGUGUCAGUGUCA